GUAUUAUGGAAAAGUAAAAUAAAUGAAAAGAGGUGCAGUGCAAGCGUGGAAGUGCUAUAUAUCUUUCGCCCUAAACUCUGCCAAUGUCGUCCUCUUCAUUCAUAAAUUCCCCAUCCAUGGCUUUUAAUCUCAUCUCCCUGUCUUUCUUUUCCUUUUUCUUCUUCGCCAUUUUCGCCUUCUCCGCCGCUGACGACAUCACACCGGCCGAAACACUCCCCCUUCCCCACCACCACCACGCUCCCACGCCGGCACCAUUACCUCCACCCACCCAUUUGCCCCUUCACCCUCCGGCUCACCCGCCAACACACCACCGCCAUCACGCCCACGGCCAGCCUCCGGUUCACCCACCGGCAAAUGCGCCCUCUCACCAUCUCCCUCCAACUCACUCGCCGGCUCACUCGCCAGCUCCCGCCCACCACCACCACCACCACCAUAAUGUCAGCCCAGUGCCUCCUCCGACUCACUCGCCGGCUCCGAUCUACCCUCCGAAACCUCGGUUGGUGAGGAGCUUCAUUUCGGUUCAAGGUGUUGUGUAUUGCAAGUCCUGUAAAUAUGCGGGUGCUGACACACUGCUCGGAGCUACCCCCGUCGCCGGUGCAAGCGUGAAGCUUAUUUGUCAGAACACUAAAUACCCAUUGGUCCAAACAGCAACCACUGACAAGAACGGCUAUUUCUUCAUCACUGCCCCAAAGGCCAUCACCAGCUACGCCUUCCAUAAGUGCAAGGUCGUUCUCGGCAAAUCCCCUUCCCCCACUUGCAGCAAGCCCUCCGCUCUCCACGGCGGCGCUGCCGGAGCCCCUCUCCGCCCUCAGAAGUCUUACAUCGACGCUAAUAAACUCCCCUUCGUUCUCUACUCUGUUGGCCCUUUUGCCUUCGAACCCACUUGCCCUCAUCAUUAGUCGUCGUUUAUGUUUUUUGUUUUUAAUUGUUAUUAUGCCUUUUAAACGAUGUCGUUUCCUUCGGUUGUUGGGGUUCUGAAUUCUGCUGCUGCCUUUCUGUACGGCAUGGUUUGGUUGUUACUUCGUUGUUAGUUUGAGUUGGGAUUUUUAUGGUACAAAUAAUAUGUUAAUUUAAAUGUUUCUUUUUCUUA
Cucumis melo (muskmelon) is the source of this 1090-nucleotide messenger RNA. RefSeq names its product non-classical arabinogalactan protein 31-like. Lineage: Eukaryota; Viridiplantae; Streptophyta; Magnoliopsida; Cucurbitales; Cucurbitaceae. The transcript has 2 exons. The coding region runs from base 84 to 899 and encodes 271 amino acids. The record is from RefSeq and is a predicted model, not a curated record.